This is a messenger RNA of Scutellospora calospora, 372 nucleotides long. NCBI's taxonomy places the organism in Eukaryota, Fungi, Glomeromycota, Glomeromycetes, Diversisporales, Gigasporaceae. The record is from the annotation of a GenBank genome assembly.
AUUAAACAAUAUCGAUUUAACCUUAACGGUUAGCAUUUUAACUUUUGGUGUUUUCUCUACAACCAUCAUCGAAUUAAUUUAUUUAAAUAUUGACAGUAUUAAUAGUCCUGUACAGCCAAGCGAUUCUCCUACAUUUACAGAUACUCCUCCACCUACAAGUAGUCCAUUUUUACCUGACUCUCCUGCUAGAUCAUCAGGAAAUAUAGUCCAUAAUAGUACACUUGAUCACCUACCAGGAGAUGUAACUUACUCCUUCCAAGAAGGUGAUUACUCUUUUGUGGAUGAAAGUGCAAUUUCACCUAAUUCAAAAGCAAAACCUAAAGUUAAGACCAAGAAGAAUAAAAGCAUUAUUAUACCAAAUAAACCGUUAUC